CUUCCUCCUUGGUCUUGGUGUAGUUUUCUCAAUCUCCUCCGUGAUUCCUCUCUGUCCUCUCACUCUUCAUUUCCACAAAAUUAAAAAAACUAAUCACUCUCACUCUUCUUCGUUUUCAACAUCGAUCAAUCAUGAAGAGCAACACGAACACGAAGCUGAUUCUCCUCCACCCUUCCAUCCAUAAACCCUCCUCCGCUCACCACCACCGCUUUUACCUUCUCUUCUUCAUCGCUUUCUUCACCUUAGUCUUCACUCUCACUUUCUUCACCACCGCCAUCAACCCCGCCGCCUCCACCAAUACAUUGACGUCUGCCACGAGCUCCGGCAGCCUUCCGUCAACCAUCACCACCGCCCUCCUCCACUACACCUCCACCUCUAACUCCACCAUGUCUCCAGCCGAGCUUACCUCCAUUGCCAACACGCUCUCAACCUGUUCUCCCUCUUGUAACUUCCUCAUUUUCGGUCUCACCCACGAGUCCCUCCUCUGGAAGUCUCUAAACUUCCAAGGCCACACGAUCUUUCUCGACGAAAGCGAGUUCUUAGUCCAAUCUUUUGAGAAAAACCAUCCGGAUGUCGAGAUUUACGAUGUUCAAUAUGUCACCAAGGUCAAGGAAAUGAGACAACUUUUGUCGUUUGCGAGAGGUCAUGUGAGAGACGAGUGCAGGCCAGUUCAAAAUCUUCUAUUUUCUGACUGCAAAUUGGGAAUCAACGACAUGCCGAAUCAUCUAUAUGACAUCGAUUGGGAUGUAAUUUUAGUGGAUGGUCCACGUGGCUACAACUCGGCCGCUCCAGGGAGGAUGGCUCCGAUAUAUUCGGCGGCUGUAAUGGCGAGAAGCAGGAGGGGAAAGGAGAAGAGGACGCAUGUGUUUGUGCAUGACUUUGAUAGGGAAGUUGAGAAAGUUUACAGUGAAGAGUUCUUGUGUACAGAGAACUUGGUGGAGACUGUGGAUUUAUUGGGGCAUUUUGUACUCGAGAAAAUGGAGGAGAACAAGUUUGAGUUUUGCAGAAAUUCAACAUCGUCGUCAUUACCAUCAUCAUCAGAAGAUGGCGAUGAUGAUGAUGAAUGAUUUAGAUGAGAACUGAGAUUAUAAUUGUAUAAUUACAUACUUAAUUUACCUUUUCUUUUUGCUUUUUUAAUAUAAGAGGUUAAUUCAAGUGUAACUGUACAUGUC
Pistacia vera is the source of this 1172-nucleotide messenger RNA. Its product is annotated as protein IRX15-LIKE-like. The record is from RefSeq and is a predicted model, not a curated record. Gene Ontology annotation, biological process: xylan biosynthetic process. NCBI's taxonomy places the organism in Eukaryota, Viridiplantae, Streptophyta, Magnoliopsida, Sapindales, Anacardiaceae. The coding region runs from base 132 to 1067 and encodes 311 amino acids. The transcript has a single exon.